AUGGCCAACUCAACAACUCCUGCUGACCGGCAUCCCUGGAGGAUUGCCCCGAAGCAGACAAACAUGAGCUGCCUUGCCGGUAAGCAAAUAAUGCUCCUUCGCAGCGGAAUCCUCCAAGUUCACGUCGACAAAGACGACGAUAUGGUCACCUUCCACAUCCACAUCUCCGUUGCCUGCAAAUACUCCAGCUUCUUCCGCUCAGGCGUCAUCUGGGCCUGGGUCCGAUCUACUGGCGACGUUGUCAACCUCCCAGACUACGAGCCCGACACGUUUGAACUCUACCUACAGUGGGGUUACAAGAACACCCUUCCUGUCAGCGAAGAAUCGGAAGAGAAACCAGAGUACUGCGACCUACUUCUCCUGGCCAAGGCAUACAAGCUGGGCGCGUACCUAGCCGACACUUUCUUACAGGACGCCGUGGCGGACGCCUUAAUGCAUAGAAUGUAUGCGAAGAGGGAGACCUGGGGUCGAUGCAAAGGCUGUCGGUGGAAGUUUGUAGCGUAUUUGUAUAAUAAGACCGGCGCGAGUUCGCCUAUUCGCCAUCUUCUGGUCAGCAUGCUGGCAAGCAAUGGCUAUCUGAGGUGGGAGCAGCCGGUCUGCCCAAAGAGUUUCUGUCUGAUUUGUUGA
Molecule: messenger RNA, 627 nt
Organism: Aspergillus fischeri NRRL 181
Lineage: Eukaryota; Fungi; Ascomycota; Eurotiomycetes; Eurotiales; Aspergillaceae
Product: BTB/POZ domain-containing protein
Exons: 2
Coding region: 1-627 (208 amino acids)
Source: RefSeq, a predicted model, not a curated record